AUUUCCGCAGGUUCCAGUGCUGGAGCAGGCAGCGGUGAAUUUCAUGUGUAUAGACAUCUGCGCCGUCGGGAAUAUCAGAGACAAGACUUCCUGGAACGAAUUUCUGAAAAGCAAAAGCUGGAUGAAAAAUAUAUUGAGAAGGUGAACGAAAACCAAAAGGCUGCUGAGGAAAGAACGGCCAAACGCAGAAAAAAGAGGGAAAAGUUGAAACAAAAGAUGUUGGCCAAGAAAGCCAAGAUGGAGAGCCAGAAAGAAGGCUCAGAGGAGAAGUCAUCAUCCUCUGCUUCUGAAGCAGAAGAGCGAGAAGAUGAUGCAGAAGUGCCCAGCUUCAUCAUGGGGAAGAGGUGACUGGAUGAAAGGAUGGACGUAUCCAGCAGAUACUACCUUACAAUGGCAGAAACGCCUCCAGCAGUGAAUAUUUUCUGAGCUGUGUGCUGAAAACACUUGAAGUCAGUUUGAAAUCAGUGUUUCAGGAGCGCACUCAUAAUUUGUGCUCGAGUCAGAUGUUCAGCACUUGAGCUGGACAUUUGAAAAGCUGGAUGUUUUUCUUCGCUGGAGUGUUGAUAAAAUAAUGUGACCAGGAUCAACUUUUGUUCAGUUGUACAUGUUUUUUUUUUUUUUUAAAUAAACAGCAAGGGAAAC
Messenger RNA from Sinocyclocheilus rhinocerous, 642 nucleotides. RefSeq names its product PRKR-interacting protein 1 homolog. The record is from RefSeq and is a predicted model, not a curated record. Lineage: Eukaryota; Metazoa; Chordata; Actinopteri; Cypriniformes; Cyprinidae. Gene Ontology annotation, biological process: negative regulation of protein kinase activity. Gene Ontology annotation, molecular function: double-stranded RNA binding; protein kinase inhibitor activity; protein kinase binding. Gene Ontology annotation, cellular component: nucleolus. The transcript is spliced from 4 exons. The annotation marks the transcript as partial.